AUGGCAAGUGCAACAGAGAAUAGAUCCGGAGUAGAAUUACUACCAUGCAGCUUCAGAUUUUAUAAUUUUGUUGCCAUAAUCAAUGAUACUAAUAUUAAUUGCCAGUUAAUAAGAAUGGAAGAUUCUUUAUAUCUGUGGAUUGGAGAUUCCAUUAAUGGUAGCAUGGAAGACUUGUCUUUUGCUCUCACAUCAAGUUUUGAGAGACAGCCUAUUGCAACCAAAAUUAUAGGUUCUAUAGCAGAUGCUACAUCUACAAAUAUGGCUAAGAGAUUAAGCAUGAAGUUUGGAAAAGCAGUAUAUGUUAGUUUUAAUAUAACUCCGAACAAUAUAAUUUUACCUGUAAUUGAAAGUAGAAUUCAAGAAGAGUUUAAGGCACAUAUAGAUCUCUAUUAA
Molecule: messenger RNA, 393 nt
Organism: Cyphomyrmex costatus
Lineage: Eukaryota; Metazoa; Arthropoda; Insecta; Hymenoptera; Formicidae
Exons: 1
Coding region: 1-393 (130 amino acids)
Biological process (GO): proteasome assembly
Source: RefSeq, a predicted model, not a curated record